CUCGAUCAUCUCUUGUUCUGAUGGCGGCAGGGGGAUGUGGGAUUGAUGAGCAACGUCCAUGACCCGUGUAGGAGCUGGACUGAUGCGCAUAUGGGCUGUUUUUUUUUGCUCGAGUCUCAGCCCCUUUCCCCCUUCCAUUUUCCCUGGCUGAGAGCCGGCUAUCGAUCGACGCGCGCACGCGGGUUGCAGGCCAGUUGCAGGUGACAACUCGGCAUGGGUCUGGCCAACUCGCGUCAACGCCAGGCAGAUGGCAUGGUGGUGACCGAGGUGGAGGCUAUGACAGCACAGCUGGUUUUGGCCUUAGAACAGGUCAAGAACGAUCAGGACUUGGAGGUCACACAGCUCGAGGCCAAGGUGGACGCUUUGGAGAGAUUGCUGAACCAACUUCGCACGGCACUGACGGCACCUGCAUCAAGUGCGCAGGAUGUCGACGAAUCCGAGCUGGCCCCGCUUCCGGCCAACGCCGCCAAGGAACUGCGACGUGGGGCGGGCAGUCGCUCUCGCAAAUUUAGCGAGACCAUGCUGGCUGAAUCAUGGCUCCGAGCCUCACCAACUUCAACGCCAACGCCUGACCACCGUGAUCGUGAGGCCCGCCUUUCCACAUCCAUGGACGUCUUUGAAGGUAUGAACUGCGCAUACCCGCUACCGCUGGGCCAACGUGGCCCAGCGACCUUCUUGGACCGCCUGCCGGCUCGACACACGGCACCCACUCACAUGUAUGCCACGGGCGCUUGCCUCAAUUUGCCAAUGCUAGAACCCUACCAGCGCUUCCGGGCAUCAAACGACCGCUUUUUGUUUUUUGGGCCUGCGGCAACGGUUCGGUUGGAAGCCCCGGACGGCCAGUUUGGCCUGGCGCUGGUUGGUGUCGAAAUGGCACCCAACGGCAAAGACCGUGCCGUUCUUGUCAAAGCCAUUCAUCCAGAUGCCCCGGCAGCACAACACAAGGCUAUCGGCCGGCAGGAUCGAAUCGUUGCCGUCAACAAUGUGGAUGUGUGUCACGCUGAUCAAGCAGAGGUCGUGAGGAUGAUUCAAGCCAGUGGCAAGCGAGUUGACCUCACCAUUGCCCCUUUUAUAAAGAUUAAGAAGGCGAGGCACGGCCGUAGCACGCGGACGCGGAGCCCCUCGGCCUGA
Messenger RNA from Monosiga brevicollis MX1, 1131 nucleotides. RefSeq lists its product as uncharacterized. Gene Ontology annotation, molecular function: protein binding. The record is from RefSeq and is a predicted model, not a curated record. The coding region runs from base 214 to 1131 and encodes 305 amino acids. The transcript has 2 exons. Lineage: Eukaryota; Choanoflagellata; Craspedida; Salpingoecidae.